CCGCCGCCUCUUGUCACACCCGGAGUGGCCCGCCAUCAGCCACAGCGGAGCGAGGGGGGAGGGCAAGAGCUGUCAUGCGCAGGGCUCCUGUCUUACAUCCAACUAUUUGUAAGUGGUAGACGGAACUGUGUAGCCCCCGCUCAUGUAGCUCUAGUGGCCUGCAGAGCUAUUGGUAUAGUCUAGUCUCAUGUAUCGGGCACGGCUAUGCUUGUAGAGACAGGCAUAGUGUAAGUACCUAGCAUACUGUGAGCUAGAGAUACCCUUAGACUCUAUACCUUCAUCUGAGUGUGCAGACAGAUCAGCUACCUGCGGAUUCCACCUUGAAAGAGAAAGCAGCUUUGUUGUAUAGCCUUAUAUUCAGAUGAGCUAGGUGUGGAACCAUACUGCUAUCCUGGAUAUCACUGUGGGAUACAGAUGCUUUUAAAGUGUGCCUCGCAACUGGCUACAGCUACCAUUAGAGUCUUCUUACUGUGUGUUCUCCAGUUCCGAUAAUUUAUUACGAUACAUAUUUCACGCAUAAAAUACAUUUAUACAUCGAGGUAACCUCAACAUUUCUUCCUGCAUACGUAGUUACCGGUAGAAAAAAAAAACGUGUGAACAACUCUCGUGGAAUAGUUUUUAAGUCGGAGCCACUCGCCUGCAAACCCACGUGUGCAGAAACUGUGUCAAGAAUAUUGCUACAAGAAAAUAUUCAUACACCAUGACUCGGAUACUCGUCACAAGUCUGAUUGUCUUGUGGUGUGUGCAACAUGCUGAGUGCGACUGUAACCAGAAGUAUGUGGUCAUGAGCAAUGAUGUGCGCUACAUCACAUCGCCUAACUAUCCCGGCAACUUUACCCAACCUACAGACUGUUAUUAUGAGAUUUCCACGUCAUCAAGCGAGGUGGGCACUGUCGUGUACUUGGAGGUUGUUGACGUCACGUUAGCUUGUGACGACAGCCGGUCGAGACUAGAUGUCUAUGACGGUUUCUCGAGAAAGCCUCGUCAUCUUGGACAGGUCUGUCAAGGCGGGAAAACAACAUUCGAGAGCCCAAAGCACGUUCUCUACCUCAUUUUCCGUUCCCGCACUGUUUUGUCCCACGGCUUCCGGCUCCGGGUCAGCGCUAAGCCCAAAUACAGCCACUGUUACACUCAAAACACCUUGAUGUUGAAUGCGACUGAUACACCUGACGUUCUUGUCUCACCAUUCUACCCAUACGAGAUGGACCAGAACCUCAACUGUCGUUGGCUGCUGAUGGCUCCAGAAGGCAGUAGAGUUAAAGUCACUCUGUUGGAUUCGAACAUGAAAGGUUCACUUGGCUGUUAUAACUUUGGUCUUUUUGUGUAUGAUGGCAAAACCUCCGAUGAAGAUUUUCUGGUGGCCAAGGUGUGCAAUACCACCAGGCUGAGCCUUAUGAGCACUGGUUCCUACCUGCUAGUUGUCUUCACUUCCAGUCACAUGGUCUAUCAAAGUGGCAGUGGCAUCCGACUGCAGUACAGCGCUGUCCCCGCUCCAAGAGAUGACAGUAUGUUACCAAGAGAUGACAGUAUGUUACCAAGAGAUGACAGUAUGUUACCAAGAGAUGACAGCCACAGUCAGCAGUUGGUGGACCAAACUGUCUUCUUUGUCAUCGCGUCUUUCUUACUUGUCAUCACCACCGGCUUUUUUCUCACCGCUGUCAUGAAGAUCUUUAUUUUGCCACGUCGGAGGCGAUCAGUCGAGGGGAGGCGACGUGUGUGUAGGCUCAGGACGACAGACAGCCAGACCCAGCUCCUGCACUCUCUCGCUCCCCUCGGACAACUGCCCUCUCUACAUCUCUACAGCGCUGGCGCUGCAGACACUGACGACCAAAACUCGGAGGGACCGCAGCAGCAGCAUCAGCAGCAGCACGCACACCAGUGUCAGGCGUGCGGCAGCUGCACGCGCAAGUGUGGCGGGCGGCACGUGCUGGUCUGCACCACGGCCAGCAGCGGCGUGUUGCUGAGCCUGGCGUCCUCACCUGACUACAUGACGGGGGCCCCUUUAGGACCUCCCCCCUCUUACAAGGAAACCUUAAGUCAGCAGGCAGUGCUAGCUGCAGUCUAACAGCAUGGAAGGAAAUGGUGAGCGGUUUCACGUGACGUCAUCAAAACAUGCGUGGAGGACAGCUGGUCUCUGAUCGCUUAGUCGCUAAUUAUCAAAGGUGCUACUGCUAAUCAUAAUAAUUACUUUUGUGGUGCUUUUAAGCUUGAACAUUUGCCCAGCCUACACUGCCUUUAAUUUACAGUACUUGUACACAGAAUCAAAAGCACAUUUGACUGUUGUAGGCGAUGGAGUAGAUCAGCUGUUGCCAUUUUGACACUUGAGAACACCUAUCAUUAUUUUCAUUAAAACUGAAGUUUCAAUGGAUAACGAAAUUACUUACAUGCUGUAAUACUAACUGUAUUUUAUCCUUGUUCAACGAGAGAAUGUUUCUGCGGGUCUUUUGAUUUGCUUACCCAUUUACUGCUAUCACAAAACAAUACUGUGUGUGUGUGUGUAUGAAACUAUCAGAAUGAAAAGUUGUAUUUGAGACUUUUCAUUGGAUAAGUGAAUUAUUCUACGAAAGAUUGUAAGUAAAUUACUCGGAAAAAUGGUAAAUAAAUUAGACUUUGUUUAAUAUCCACUUGCAAAACAUAGGAGUGUGUUCUAGUGUCAAAAAUUGUACACUAUAUACAGCUUUCAGAGAGAUCGUAAAAGUCUUGUCCACCCAUACAACCACAUACCCAUUAUCAAAGGCUCAGAAGAAAAGUACAGUAUGUGCAUGAAGCUUAUAUAUUUUUCAACUUCAGUUUAGGAUGUUUCUUCCCAAACAGCAUUGGGGCAGCCCUUCAAUUUCUAUAAAACAGGCAGACGCAUCUGAAGUGUCUGAAAUUUUUCGUGAUGACAGACAUGUCCUGCCAAGAGAAUCUUUCCAGCUCCCAUCGGAUCGCCGAUUCUGUGUACCUGUAUGCAGGACUAACAGACUGAGGCUGUCCUUCACUGUUUCGGCCGUGCGAAAUGAAUGUUACUGAGUGUCAAUGAAUGCAGCUGCGUGCACUAUGUAUGGAUGAGUCUGUUUGGAGGAUAUGAAUGUUUCGGUAAUAUGUUGUGGUAUUGUUGUGUGCUUUGACUGUCACUAAUUGCCUUCUGGGAUAAAUAAAGUGUUGCAUUGUCUUA
Messenger RNA from Pomacea canaliculata, 3157 nucleotides. Its product is annotated as deleted in malignant brain tumors 1 protein-like. The record is from RefSeq and is a predicted model, not a curated record. Lineage: Eukaryota; Metazoa; Mollusca; Gastropoda; Architaenioglossa; Ampullariidae. Bases 701 to 2065 code for a protein of 454 amino acids. The transcript has 8 exons.